AUGAGUGCCAAAAUCGAGAAGAUCAUCGUGCGCCUGCAGGGAAAAAUCACUGAAGGCCAAUACUACGAAGCGCAACAACAAACCCGUGUAGUUGCCGCGCGCUACGUCAAGUCUGCCAGCUGGGAUGCCGCAAUCGAUAUCUUGUUCAAUGUGUCGCAGUCGCUGCUGAAAGCCGGACAAGGCGGUAGCGGUGGAGAUCUGAGCUUGUUUCUGGUCGAUGUGUAUAGACAGGCGGAGCUGAAGGUGGAUUCGGGGAGUAAGGGCAAACUAUUGGCGCUGUUGAGGCUGUUUGAUAGUGAAGAGCCAACGAGAAAGAAGUUUAUUGGGGAGAUGAUUGGAUGGUCUGCGAAAUGCGGCGAGUAUCCAGCCGGCGAGCCAGAAUUGCACCAUGUAGCAGGCAGCCUCUACGCCGAGGAACAUGAAGCCUACGAAGCAGAACGACAUCUCGCACUCGGCACAAAGGACUCACCAGAAGUAUUCGCAAAGAUGGAAUACGAAUGGUACACACAAGACGAUUCGCACACCGCCGCCCUUUACGCCGCAAGGGUUGUAUUCCCGUAUCUACUCAUAGGCAAUGUACGCGAUGCUACGAAAUCCCUCCGACUAUUCACAAGCAGGUUGACGGAAGCGAAUAAGGGUCUUGCGGUCCAGGACGUCAGUAGCAAUUCGUCGGACAUGCGAAUCUACCCCAGCUUGCCAUUGCUAAACUUUCUCGGCUUAUUACUCCUGGCUGUGCAGAAAGGGAGUGCGGGGUUGUUCACGCAGCUGAAGAGCAAGUAUGCGGUGCAUAUCAAGGAGGCGGGGAUUUGGGACGAGGCAUUGACGACCGUUGCCGAGAUGUAUUUCGGGAUCUCGAGACCGAGACAGGGAAAUCCACUGAUGGAUAUGAUGGGCAGUAUGUUUGGGGGUGGAGGAUUGGGCGCUGCGCCUGCGAAACAACAGACAAAGCGUGUGGGAACUUCUGCACCUGCUGCUGAGGGUUUAGACUGA
Messenger RNA from Cadophora gregata, 990 nucleotides. RefSeq lists its product as uncharacterized. The record is from RefSeq and is a predicted model, not a curated record. Gene Ontology annotation, cellular component: TRC complex; cytosol. Bases 1 to 990 code for a protein of 329 amino acids. Gene Ontology annotation, biological process: protein insertion into ER membrane. Gene Ontology annotation, molecular function: protein binding. NCBI's taxonomy places the organism in Eukaryota, Fungi, Ascomycota, Leotiomycetes, Helotiales, Ploettnerulaceae. The transcript has 3 exons.